Molecule: messenger RNA, 1357 nt
Organism: Lethenteron reissneri (Far Eastern brook lamprey)
Lineage: Eukaryota; Metazoa; Chordata; Hyperoartia; Petromyzontiformes; Petromyzontidae
Product: lysophosphatidic acid receptor 1-A-like
Biological process (GO): G protein-coupled receptor signaling pathway
Cellular component (GO): membrane
Molecular function (GO): lysophosphatidic acid receptor activity
Source: RefSeq, a predicted model, not a curated record
CCUUUCAUCUUCUCUCCCCCGAGCCCCGCCCCCUGGCCACGCCUCCUGCGUCACGUGUCCACGGGCCCUGACAUCCGGGGCCCUGACAUCCGGGGCCCUGACAUCCACAUCCGGGCCUCGCCUGAGCCAACACGUGCGCAGCCUGGGCCCUUCUUCCCGCCACUUCUCCGUCGACUGCCUGCAGAGGGGUCAAAGGGUGUGCUUGGACGUGGGAAACACAACGCGAGAACGAGAUGGACGUCAGCUGCCACCACAACGAGACGAUCGCAUUCUUCUACCGCAACAGCAACAAGCCGCUCUACGACGAGUGGUCCUUCACCAGCACGCUGGUCAUGGUGCUCGGCCUGACCUUGUGCCUCGGCAUCAUUCUGGCCAACGCCCUCGUCAUGUUCGCCGUGUACAUCAACAAGACACUCCACCACCCCGUCUACUUUCUCAUGGCCAACCUGGCCGCGGCGGAUUUAUUUGCCGGAGUGGCGUACAUCUACCUGGUUGUCAACACGGGGCCCAACACUCGCAAGCUGUCGCUGGAGACCUGGAUGCUGCGCCAGGGGCUGAUCAACACGAGCCUCACCGCCUCCGUCGCCAGCCUCCUGGUCAUCGCCAUCGAGCGCCACGUCGCGCUGUUCCGGAUGCAGCGGAUGAGCGAGCGGCGCGUCGUGACGGUCGUCGCGAUCAUCUGGCUCGUGGCCAUCAUCGCCGGCGCCAUGCCCACCAUGGGCUGGAACUGCGUCUGCGACGUCGGCACGUGCUCCACCAUGGCGCCGCUGUACAGCGCCAGCUACGUCGCCUUCUGGGCCGGCUACAACCUCUCCAUGUUCCUCAUCAUGGCGGGGCUCUACGGCCACAUCUUCGUGAACAUGUGGAGGGACAGGAUACCCGUGCUGCAGAAUAGCUCCAGGUGCUCCCGGAGGCAAGACGCCCCCGUGAGCUUGCUCGUAACGGUCACCAUCAUGUUGGGUAAGCGUUGUGGGUCUCCUUUAUUGUGCUGGACGCCGGGCCUGGUGAUUCUGCUGCUGGAUUCCUUCUGCUCGGACUGCAACGUCCUGGCCUUCGAGAAGUACUUCUUGCUCAUAGCGGAGCUCAACUCCGCCAUGAACCCCAUCAUCUACUCGUUUCGGGACACGGAGAUGAUCGCCACUUUCAAGCGCAUCCUGAGCUGCCGAAAGGCGGGAUGCGUCGCAGCGAGCGGCUCCGAAAAAUCAAUUUCCACGUCGAAUCCCAACCUGGUUACGGAGAUCGGUCACGUGACCACCGCGAGUGCGAUGAAGAUGAAUCAGAUUGUCAUCUAAUAUCUAAUUGGGCUAACCAUGCAUGUUUUGAUAAUUGUUCUUUUACCCUUCUAUCUGGCAACAAA